This is a messenger RNA of Amphiprion ocellaris (clown anemonefish), 4026 nucleotides long. RefSeq names its product receptor-associated protein of the synapse, 43kD (gene rapsn). The transcript is spliced from 8 exons. NCBI's taxonomy places the organism in Eukaryota, Metazoa, Chordata, Actinopteri, Pomacentridae. Gene Ontology annotation, biological process: chemical synaptic transmission. The record is from RefSeq and is a predicted model, not a curated record. The coding region runs from base 750 to 2021 and encodes 423 amino acids. Gene Ontology annotation, cellular component: synapse. Gene Ontology annotation, molecular function: acetylcholine receptor binding; protein-membrane adaptor activity.
CGAGCACCGUCUGACUUACACUUCUGUAAUGUUGCGAAUUAAAGCUGCUUAUAGCGUCCAAAUCACAGUCUGCAGCUGCACAUGUGAAGCUGUGGUCACAUCCUGUUGUGGAUCAGUGUUUUUAAUGUUCCAGAAGUUUGUGGUGUGAAAAGUUGCAGUCCAGCGUGGGUCAGUGUGGAAGGGUUAGUGUGAAGGUAGAUCGCUAGGAGCUGUAGUGACCUUGGGACUGUUUGCUGAGGGCAGAACAUAAUUCCUGAAGGGACACAUGGUCUAGAGUGACAAGGCCAUCUGCUGUAGCGCCAGCAGUAGGAGGAAGGUGGAGGGGGUUGGACACAGGGGUGCUGAGAAUUCCUUUCGCUGGGGUGUGGAGGGAGUAGAUAUUCUGGGAUAUUGCUGCUAGCGCUCCGCCGGGAAACGUGUUUCUUUGACGUUUUUCAAAGGGAAAUCUGACGGAGAAUUUCUGAACACUUGAUGGUGAGAGUGGAUCACUGCGUGGUUAAAUGGGGAAGACAUUUUCUCGGGCCUCCAGCUCUCCACGAAGCAUAUGGUGAUAAUGGUCUUGGUGUGUCUCCGUUUUACUUCGGUGGAUCCAGUUUCCUUUCCAUCUCAGCACAGCCGGAGCUGAUAGAGCGGGAUCUGGUAGGCCUUCUGGCACCGACCUCUCAGAGGAUCAUCUUCUUUGGAGUUGUACUGUGCAUGGCAAGGAUCUACUUGCUUGCUGCCUCACUGAAAGUGCAUGGCCUAAACGAAUGAAUAUUUUUAUGAGGCGCCUUGCACCAGAGAUGGGCCAGGACCAAACCAAGCAGCAGAUAGAGAAGGGCCUGAGGUUGUAUCAGUCUAAUCAGACAGACAAAGCCCUGCAUGUGUGGACAAAAGUGCUGGAAAAGACCUCAGAUCCUGGAGGGAAAUUUCGGGUGCUCGGGUGCCUGAUCACAGCUCACUCAGAAAUGGGAAAAUACAAAGAAAUGCUCAAGUAUGCCCUUGAUCAAAUUGACACAGCCAGAGAAAUGGAGGACCCAGACUACCUGACAGAGGGCUACCUGAACUUGGCCCGCAGCAAUGAGAAGCUGUGUGACUUCCAGAAGACGGUGUCGUACUGUAAGACUUGCUUAAACAUGCAGGGUACCACUGUGAGCUUGCAGCUUAACGGCCAGGUAUGUCUUAGCAUGGGCAACGCCUUCCUGGGCCUCAGUGUCUUCCAGAAGGCGCUGGAGAGCUAUGAGAAGGCCCUGCGCUAUGCACACAACAACGACGACAAAAUGCUGGAGUGCAGAGUCUGCUGCAGUCUGGGAAACAUCUAUGUCCACCUUAAGGACUAUGAGAAAGCCCUGUUCUUCCCCUGCAAAGCAGCUGAGCUUGUCAAUGACUAUGGCAAAGGUUGGAGCCUCAAGUAUCGAGCCAUGAGCCAGUACCACAUGUCUGUCGCCUACAGGAAGCUGGAGCGCCUGCCAGACGCCAUGGAGUGCUGUGAGGAAUCUAUGAAGAUUGCUCUCCAGCACGGUGACCGUCCCCUACAGGCUCUGUGCUUACUAAACUUUGCCGACAUCCACCGCUGCAGGCAUGACGUUGAUAAAGCAUUCCCUCGUUAUGAGUCUGCUCUGGGUAUCAUGACUGAGAUUGGAAACCGUCUUGGACAAUCACAUGUCUAUCUGGGAGUCGCAAAGUGUUGGCUUCUGCAGAAAGACUAUGAGAAGGCUCUUGAUUCUUUGCAGCGAGCACAGGAACUGGCAGAUGGAAUGGGAAACAAGCUGUGCACGCUGAAGGUUCACUGCCUGAGUGAGGGGAUCUACCGAAGCCAGGGGCAGCAGGAGGAGCUCAGAGAGCAGGUGGUGAAGUUCCUGCAGUGCGUCGAGGAGCUGGAGCUGUACUGUGGCAUGUGUGGAGAGUCCAUUGGGGACAGGGACCAAAAACUGCAGGCCUUACCCUGUUCCCACAUUUUCCAUCUCAAGUGUCUGCAGACAAACGGGACAAAGGGUUGUCCCAAAUGCUUCAAGUCCUCCAUGAAGCCUGGAUUUGUGUGAUUGUGACACUGUGUUUGUGCCUUGGAUCCGCAGACACAGCAAUGAUGCCUCACAGGCUCCUGACUGAUCUGAGAGCAGCAGGCAGCCUCAGGAUGUGCUGAAGAUGUUUAAGGGAGUAACAAUUCGCUGCUCUGCGCAGAGGAUGCUGAACUGAUCCCAGAGCGUCCCAGAGUGCAGCUCAGAGGACACGAUCGAGGCUUCAUCGUAUUUAGACAUCAGUCUGAAGCUGACAGAGGAGAUAUUGCUGGCAGCGUUACAUUUCAAGAUAAGCUGAAGAGCCCACGUCAUCUCUGAUGACUGGCCAUUUGAUGCAGCAUUUUAAUAGGAUAUGGACCGUCAGAAGAACAUUUAUAACUUUAGUGUAUUGGCUAUUUUAUGCUUUAGAAUUGUUUGGUAAAAAUGAGAUGAAAUCAUCUUUGGAAGAGGAAUUCAGUGAUGUCUCAGCAAUCUUAGUGACACAGCUUGUCGUUCAAACUCAGCUUCUUUACACCACAUCCAGUUGUUCUUUACUCAACAGUUGAGCCAUUUCUGAAUUUACCUGAUUGCAUUCAUAUUAUAUUUAUUGUUGUAUUCAUGUACAUACUAUUCUCAUGUUAAUUUGUUUGAUUUAUCUGAGAUGUUUUGUAAAACCUAAAACAAACUAAAAUCUCUUAACCAUUCAAAAACUAGUGUCUUUACAAAACAGGUACAUGCAGCUGUUUUUUCCUUAUUCACAGAGAUUAAGGAGCAGGAUCAACACACAUUGUGUUAAUAGAAAUUCCUUUUCUUUUCAUUUCUGCGAAUGUUUUUCUCUUAACUCUGAUAUCGACAUAUUGUUGCAGUUUAAGAUCAAAUAUUCUUGAGAAGGAAACCUAUUGGGAAAGGAUCUUUGACCAAUCACACACUUAUUAUAUAAUAUAUAAUUAUUUAGGGGAGAUGCAUACAGUAUGUUUUAAUGUAGUGUAUUUGUAGUUACUUGUACAUAUGAAUUCAAUGGUCAAAUUAUGUCAGUGGUCACGAUUAAUUACUUGCAAAGGCAUUGUGAUUUCAAGGGGAUUUUGAGGGGAAAAGCUCGAAAACCUGAGCUAUCAUAUCAGUGAGUGGUUGCAUGUUUUAUUUACAAUGGCGAGAAACAGGAUUAGAUCACGAUCAUGAGUCCGUGUACCUGCGUAUUUACUUAUUUCACUUGUUUAUUAUAGUAUUUCUUAAUAUUCAGUGACUUUUAUCGUUCAUAUUCCUCAUAAAUUGUUCGGUUUUAGACAUAUUGUGAGUGGGGGGUCAUUUUAAUAUACAGUUAAAACACUGAAAGCUCCUUUUUACUAAAUUUCUUUUGAAAACUGUGCCCUAACUUGAAUGGGAGAUAUUCAUGAGUUCAUACUGUAUCGUGAAAACAGGAGAAAUUCUUGGUACUGCGUUAACAAAUGCCAUUUUUUAAACAUUCUUAGUUAAAGCAAAGAGGUACAAAAAAUAUUGCGGACUUGAGGAGUACACACAAUGCUGUAGCUCUAAAUUUAAGGUUUUUUUUUUUCUCUUCAUACAAAAUAUGAGCAGCGUGAGAGGAGACAAGAAGUUUGCUUUUACUGCACAGGCACUUAUAUAUCUCAUUUUAAGAACAUUACUUGAGCUCACUUUUCAGCAGCAUCUGACUCUCUCUUUUUUGAGGUUUCUGAUUCAUUGUCUGUUUACCUGCAGCACAGUCAGUGUAAAGCAUAGAUAUCAUCUACAGCUUCUUCUUGGUUCUGGGGUAAAGAAACCAUUUUACAGUACAGCCGCUUAUCUUUAACAGUUUAAACUACCUCUGUUUUUGCCUCCAAGCUUUGAGGAUACAUGCAGUAAUAUCACAACAUUUAAAUCCAUGUAGAUUUGUAUUUUUUUUCUAGACGUCAUGUUGAUAUAACCGUGAUUUAUUUGAUUUAGAGUCUGACUACAAUGCAUUGUUAAUAUAUUUAUGCAUUUAGUCAAACCAUGUUACUGUGUCAAAUAUGGAAACAUUUCAAUAUGGAAAAUAAAGUACACUGAACGUGAA